AUGGAAAUUCAUUUUCUCUCUUCAAGGGCACUGAAUGCUGAGGAGACCACACUUUGGAUGAAGAAACAUGGAACCAACAUACACCAGCAGGUGCAUAUUGGCAAAAAUAUCAAGGCACUCAAAGAUCUUCUCAAGUCCCACCGGAUCAUCUUCGUAAUUGGGGGACCAGGUUGUGGCAAGGGGACACAGUGUGAGAACAUGGCAGCCAAGUAUGGCUUCUGUCAUGUGGGCCUUGGGGAGCUAUUGAGGAAGGAGGCAAAUCAGGCCACUGUCCGGGGCCAGCAGAUCCGGGACAUCAUGCUGAAGGGCCUGCUGGUGCCCACGGGUGUGAUUCUGGACAUGGUGAGUGACAACAUGUUGUCCCGACCAGAGAGCAAAGGCUUUCUCAUAGACGGAUUCCCCCGGGAACUUAGCCAAGCCCAGGAGUUUGAACGGAUUAUGGGUCGCUCCCCCAAUAUUGUCAUUGUCUUUGACUGCUCCACGGAAACCAUGAUUCACCGCGUAUUACAUCGAGGCCACGAAGGACAACGAGAGGAUGAUGCUGAAAACAUUGUACGGCAGAGGCUAGAGACCCAUUACACCCUUUCUGAGCCCAUCUUGGCUUUCUACCAGCAGAAAAACCUUCUCCGGAAUAUCCUGGCAGAAGAUGCUGCAGAAAACAUCUUUGCCAAAUGCUGCUCCGUCAUUGAUAGUCUGCAGUAAAGUUGGAGCCCUCCCCCACCCCCAAUGGAGGCCCAGGGCCCCAAGAUGCUGAACCUUCAAGACAGCCUGUAACCUCAGCACUGCCAGCAGUUGUCAUUUCUUGGGGACCUCCAUGAGGAAAAGCAUAUUUUUCAAUCACCAUUAUCAGGCCUACAACAUCUAUAACAGAACAACAUCGACUUCAAAGCCGGAUAGACACAGACAGCACCCAGUGGACACGGGGGGAGGCUUUGUUCUCAUUUAUUUGUGAAGUUGAAAACAAACAAUAAAAAGUAAAAACUGCCAUA
Messenger RNA from Monodelphis domestica (gray short-tailed opossum), 989 nucleotides. Lineage: Eukaryota; Metazoa; Chordata; Mammalia; Didelphimorphia; Didelphidae. The record is from RefSeq and is a predicted model, not a curated record.